UAGAUAUAUAUAUCAAAUUUAAUGAAUGUCUUUAUGUUAUAAUAGAAAAUGAAUCGAAAGUAAAUUUCAAACGUUCAGUAUUAGAGUUUAUUAUAAAGAAAAUUAUUAUAUUAUUUCAAGAUUUUACCGAUAUAUUAUAUUGCUUUCAAAUUAUAUAUUUAAAAUGUUUCUGUUAUAUAUUUAAAAAUCAGAAUAAAUCGGAUUACGUACAUACAGUUUUGGAUAGUUUACAAAAUAACUGCGAAACAGCUGAGAAAUUGGGUUAUAAGAAACCGAUGUAUAUAACAUAUCCAUAUAUUUCACAAUUAAUAAGACUGUUUAUUGAUAAUUUUAUUAAUAAUGAUUUUAAUAUUAAAGUACAUAGUAAUUGUUUGAAAAUCAUUAUAUAUUUAACUGAUAAGUUAUAUAAAACACAACAAAUAUCGAAAUGCGAUAAUUGUAACAUUAAAACUGGAUUACAUGAUUGUUUACGAUUAACAUUUCUAACGAAAAAUAUCAUUGCGAUAUCCAUACAAAGAAAUAUGGAUAUAAAAUUAAUAUUUAAAGAUUAUAUAAAUAUAAUAACUAAACAAUAUAUAAUAUUAAAUGAAUUAAACAUAUUAAAAUGUUCAAAUCAUGAGAAAUGUAUGAAGAAAUUACAAUCCGAUGUACAUAAUACAGCUAUAAUAUUAAACAAAGCUAAAUAUUAUGAAUAUUCAAUUAAUAUGUUUAAUAUAUAUGUUAAAACUGAAAUAUGUUAUGUAAAAAAUGAUAUAGAAUAUAAAAAUAUAGCAAGAGCGUUAUAUAACAAGAGUAUUAGUGAAAUGGAUUGUAUGUUGUACUCGGAAGCUAUUUAUGAUGCAUAUUUAAGUUUGGUAUUCUCCGGAGAUUUCAAUGAUAAAUAUAUGAGUUUGAUUAUGGAUAUAAAAGCGAAAGCAUUGAAGAUUGAUCCAAACGAUUCAAUGCAGUUGAUGACAGUUGUAAAUGUGUGCAAGAAUUUAUCGGAGAAUAAGGACUUUGUUAAUAUGAAGAUGUUCUUUUCUAAUUUGAAAUAUAGUGCUUUGUUAAAACAUGAAUUUUCAAUGUAUGUAAAACUAUGGCCGUCUAUAAUACCUAUCGCUGGAGUUUGGAUGUCUUUGAAUGAUUUAACUAAAGGUGUACAUAAAUCUUGGAUAAAAGAUGAAAAUGAAGAUAAUUUAUUAUGGAUUUUAUAUGAAGUGAUAUUAGAAACUCCAACAGCAGUUCGAACGAUACAUUCCGAUUAUUAUAAGACAAUUGUCGCUGAAAUAUUGCACAGAAUUAAAGAGAAACCGAGAAAAAAGAUUGAAGAAAAACUAGUUGAAGCUAGUUUACUAUUUUUACAAUCUGAAUACGAUAUCGCAGAAGCAACGGAGAAACAUGGAUGGAAACAAACUGACCCGACAUUAAGUCCUGAACAAAUAAAAGAUUUACGAACUUUACCACAAGAACAAAACGCUUUGAGACAUGCUGUAGACGCUGUUGAAAUAUUAACAAAUAUAUUACCUAAAAUAAAUACAGCUCCGAAUUCCCUCGUGCAGCAUUCUUUGAAAAUCGCACAAGUAUUUGUUCAGCAAUUGCUGUACACACAGCGUUUACUGCAAGCUUUACAGUUGGCACAUAUCUGCUGUGAGCUGGCGAGAAAUAUCGGUGACAAGUGAGUGGACAGAUAUAAAACUAACAUUAUUACUAGAUGUCGCC
This is a messenger RNA of Papilio xuthus (Asian swallowtail), 1698 nucleotides long. RefSeq lists its product as uncharacterized. NCBI's taxonomy places the organism in Eukaryota, Metazoa, Arthropoda, Insecta, Lepidoptera, Papilionidae. The record is from RefSeq and is a predicted model, not a curated record. The coding region runs from base 276 to 1658 and encodes 460 amino acids. The transcript has 6 exons.